Molecule: messenger RNA, 1915 nt
Organism: Hypoxylon fragiforme
Lineage: Eukaryota; Fungi; Ascomycota; Sordariomycetes; Xylariales; Hypoxylaceae
Product: DNA glycosylase
Exons: 2
Coding region: 1-1392 (463 amino acids)
Biological process (GO): base-excision repair
Molecular function (GO): catalytic activity
Source: RefSeq, a predicted model, not a curated record
AUGGCAAGACGUGGUCGCAAGGCACAGGCCGUACCUGUCAAAGGCGGUUGGGAGGUUCUACCACACAAUAUGGGUUCUACUCCACAGACUGGAUCGAGAAAGGAGCUACCUAUUACUAAACCAUCAGAUAUCGCCGACAUCGAAUCCAGCGUUGACACGGAAUCUACCAACAAGGGACGACCUAUUUCUGCCAUAAACAAGGCAGCGUCAAUUGCAGAAAUGCUAUCUGCAACAACACCAGUGGCAGCAGAAGAAGAUGUAUCUAGUGCCGAUGAGCAAGAUACCAAAACAGCGGCAAAAAAGCGAAAACGCCAAACAGAGAGUCAAACGACAACAGACUACCGAGACUAUGAUCUCGUUGAUCCUGGCCAUCAGCCCAAGAAGGCAAAAAGAAAGGCUAGAAAGACAAAAGAUAACCCGUAUGGCCUCACCCCAGGCGAAAGCCCUUUCCCUGAAUGGAAAGCACCAAGCGCGGAACAGUGUCAAAAGGUCUACGAUCUGCUGAAGGAGAUGCAUGAUGAUGUUCCGGCUCAAGCACCCGACGUGAUCCCUUCCCCUUCCCUUGAGGUGACAGGAUGUGGCGAGGUCCCGUCUGUUCUUGAUGCCUUGAUAAGAACGCUUUUGAGCGGUGCCGUCACUUUCGGCGGUGCCGCAAAGAUGCUAGAGGGCCUAGUAAAAAGGUUUGGGAUUUUAGAAGAAGGGAUCGGAAAGGGGAGCAUCAACUGGAACAAUGUUAGAGAAUCCCCCCUUGAGGAUGUGGUUGAUGCAAUUCGUGUGGGGGGCUUGGCGAACACCAAGGCAAAGAGCAUCAAGGAUAUUCUCGACAUGGUGUACCAGGAGAACAUUGAACGUCGUGAAGCCUAUCUCAAAGAGCGAAACACAGGCGAGCAGGCAAGUGUUUUUGCCGCUUCCGACAAGACUGACGGCCAAAAGGAUUUUGAGAUAUUGAAAACGGAACACAAUAUCCUUUCACUCGACCAUCUCCACGGCGUGCCGGUUGACGAAGCGAUGAAACAAUUCACCAAGUACCCUGGAAUCGGUGUGAAGACUUCAGCGUGUGUCAUACUAUUUUGUCUCCAGAGGCCUUGCUUUGCGGUUGACACACAUGUCAACAAGUUUGCGAAGUGGUUGAGAUGGGUUCCCGAGAAAGCGACCGAGGAUGAUGUGUUCAGUCACCUCGAAGUCCGAUGUCCAGACAACCUCAAGUAUGGUCUCCACCAGCUAUUUAUCCGUCAUGGACAGACCUGUGUAAAAUGCAAGCGAAGCACGGUCUCGGGAACAGAAGAUUGGAAGAUGCUCCAGGACUGUCCCCUCGAGGCUCUUCUGGAUCGAUUUGAUAAGCGGCAAUCGAAAGCCAAACCGAAGAAAGAGCCGACAAUGGACAAGGCAUGAUGAUAUGGAUGUGCCCAUCUGGUAGCCGCUCAUCUAUUCACCAAAUACUGGAUUGGCGGGCAUCUUUAUACCUUACCCCCUUUCACUUUUGCUUUCGCACAUACAUGAGCUGAUGCUUAUGUAUCUCUGCUCAUAUUUCGCCCAUACACCCAUGUACAAAUCAACAUGUUGGCUCAUGCUUACUCACACUCUUGAGCGAUUAGCGAUACAGCGAUGCUUGGUCAUACUUGCUUGUGUUAAUGACACUUCAUCAAUUUUCCUACACGUUUGCUGGAAAUUCUUCCCUAGGUUAGCCCUUCACUUAGAUAGUAGACCUGUGUCCUGUCUAAUAUAUUGGUGGGGGCAAAGGCCCCCAGAAUCGAUUAUUACUUGACUUGGAACUUGUGUUUGUGACUUGCCUAAUAUUUCUGGAUACUUGUGAAAUGGUUGCUCUCGAUCGUUGUCUACGUUUGAAAGGAUGUAGUGACUAGCUGGUCGGCCAGCACUAACAGCACAGCAUACUUGUAGGUUGCCUAGAUGCAUA